UGUAAUGAAAUGUCUUUGCAGCUUAGUUUGUAAACUAACGUUUUUGCUACAAGCAAUCGUAAGCAAGGCAAAUACUGUAUGUUCAGUUCACAGUGCAUAGGCUAGAUUUUCGAGCACUUGUUUACAUUCGGACAUUACAAAAUGCUCUUACCCAGAAUGACUUCCGAUUAAGUGCGUAUAACAAGGCUGACAGUCCAGUGCUGGACGUAGAAAAUUGAUUUGAGUCAGAUUUGAGUUGGACACGAUGCCCAAGGAUGUGCAAAAGUGUUGCCACUUUCUUGAUGCAGUUCAUGCUUUUGAAACUUAGCUUUGCAACUCAAAAAUUAAAUGGCAUAUGUGCAAAGUAUUGAUUCAUGGAAAGGAAAGCUCCAGGUAAAGGUGAAAGUGUUACGUUCAUUGCUUUUAAAACUGGGAGCCAAAUUGUGGUAGGUAGUCUAUAGGUUGUCCCUCCGGUAAAUCUUAGAUUUAUUACUGAUCAAUGCGUUGAACAUGAGUUAAUUUGUUUCCUAAACUGAAAGGUUGUUUUAAAGGUCAGAUUGUUUUACAGCGAGUAACCAGUUCAUAUCUAUUGACUCGAACAACCUUAAGGACUGUGCGCUAAUUUCGGUAAGUAGGUGGGUGUGUGCGCAAAGGCGGGCGCUCAUUUUGCAGAUUCGCUGCACGUAGCCAUCGGUAGGCGGACGAAAUGCCGUCGGCGGAGCGUGUGUCGCGGUGCAACAUUUCAGUCCAGGAGGAUCGCAAAGCCAGUUAGUCGCGCUGCACGCUUUGCGUCCGCUGUGCAGCGAAGACCGCGGGAGGUCGACACGGCGAUAAUGGCUUUACACCAGCAUUUGCAGCAAGGAGGCUUUGACAGCGAAUCUGAGUUUUCUGGACAUAUGCUGAGUUGCUAACGUUAUAUUUUGUGAAAGGAAUUGAAUCAAGACCAGCUCCAUGGACUGAGACGUAUAGCAGACUGUAGAAACUCGCUGCAGGAGCAAACGGGAAGAUAUUUGACUUCAGCCGUGUUGUAUGGAAGAGCUAUUUGGCUUUUUAGCUGUGAGUGAAUGUCGGCAAGCGCACUACUCAGGGCAACGAAAGGAGCAGGAGCCGUUAGCUAGCAUACCGACUUUCAACGCAGAUUUGUCACUGAGCUUGUACAUGCUAAGGCGAGAUCUAUAUAGUGCGCCGUCUUUUAUUUGUUUUGUUAGUUGUCUAAACUGGAAAAUAUCUAUAGCAAGCUAACCGUUCAUAUUCCCAUCAGUACAUAAUUCGAAAUAAAAUAUUAGCUUCGGGUUGCACGGUUAAUUUAAACUUAGCUAGAAUGUCCUUGUUUCUGUCUAGGAAGGUAACUAGUGAUUUAGACUAUUGAUGGCUGACAGUUUAGCAAACGACCUGACUUCGUAAACAAAGGAAUUAGUGCUGCGAGCAGGACUGCACGCUAAUGCUACCCCUGCUAUUUAACCAGUUUUAGAUUCUGUCGUUUUGCUAGCAGUUUUAACUAACUGGCUAAGUGAUGUACCGAGUGCAAACAGAAACGGACUGAACGUUGGAUGAUUAACGGUUUGGCUAUCUGGAGGGAAUUUAGCAUACAGUUAAAAGAUUUCAGUUUGUAACGUUUUCCUUAAGGACGAUGUCUAGCUGUAACGGUAGCUAUAUUAACUCGCACAGAGUCGUUGUGUUUUCGAACGCAUUUGGUUAAUUAUGACAUUAACCUCAAUAGUCUACAGCUACAACCACAGAAACACCAACUACUCUGAGCCAAACAAGUAGCUAAUGUUAAUCUAGCCAAAAUACGUAAAUCUAGCUAUAAUUACAUGUCUAACGGUAGGUAGUCUAAUCUCGUCGAUCUGAAGUGCCACGACAAACCGUAGCUGAAGUUACAUAGAGUCGAGUUAGAGUAGUUAGUCGCAACCUCUCUGGCUGUUUUAUCUAUUCAAUAAUUUCUGAACAAUGACAUUCAUCACUAUACUGCCUGUACCUUACACACCUUCCAGUGCUCUUAUUCCCAGAACACCGCCCGCAUGCACGGCUGAUUUUAGCUCUCUUUAGCUGGUUUAAGCCACAGUGUCACUUUUACAGUCAUCGCUUUAGCACGUUUAACCGUUUAAAACUGUAACGCCAUGAAAAACUGCGAGUAUCAACAAAUCGACCCGCGGGCACUUUCAACACCUACACCGACUACUACACCUCUGCCUCCCCCGUGUGCGAAGAAGACUGGGAGACCUCGGAGAAAAUGGGAAGUUUUUCCGGGCCGAAAUCGCUUUUACUGCGACGGACGGAUCAUCGUCGCUCGGCAAAUGGGGGUUCUCCCUUUGACGCUCGGCCUCAUACUCGUCACCAGCAGCCUGUUCUUUAUAUUUGACUGCCCGUUCCUGGUGGCGCAUCUGACCGGCUGCAUCCCCGCGAUCGGAGGGCUGCUGUGCGUGUUUGUGGUCGUUUCCCUCCUGCAGACCAGCUUCUCCGACCCGGGCAUCCUGCCGAGAGCCACGCCGGAAGAAGCUGCCGACAUCGAGAAGCAGAUCGAUAACUCGGGCUCGUCCUCCUACCGGCCGCCGCCCCGCACCAGGGAGGUGCUGAUCCGGCAGCAGGUGGUGAAGCUCAAGUACUGCUUCACCUGCAAGAUGUUCCGCCCGCCCCGCACCUCCCACUGCAGCCUGUGUGACAACUGCGUGGAGCGCUUUGAUCACCACUGCCCCUGGGUUGGAAACUGUGUGGGGAAACGGAAUUACCGCUUUUUCUACACCUUCAUCGUCUCGCUGUCCUUCCUCACCACCUUCAUCUUCGGCUGCGUGAUCACUCACCUCACACUGCGCUCUCAGAGUGGGAAGGGCCUUGUCUUAGCCCUGCAGGAGAGUCCCGCCAGUGUGCUGGAGUUGGUGGUCUGUUUUUUCUCCAUCUGGUCCAUACUGGGCCUCUCAGGCUUCCAUACGUAUCUCGUGGCCUCCAACCUCACCACCAAUGAGGACAUUAAAGGUUCCUGGUCGGGGAAGAGGGGUGCAGUGGAUUCUGGGAACCCGUACAGCUACAACAACAUCUUCACCAACUGCUGCAUGGUGCUGUGUGGGCCCAUGCCCCCCAGUUUGAUUGACAGACGGGGUUUUGUGCUGACAGACACCCCCCCUGCUGCCCCCCAGGAGGCGGAGCUCCCCCACUUUGUGGCCAAAAAUGAUGCUAACAUGUGUGCGCGCGGGGCGAAGGACCUGCUGGAGACGGCCACCCACGCUCCGCUCCUCUCGGGUCCGUGUUCCCGAGCCACGCCCAAGACCGCCCCCGCCGGGCCGGACCUCCUCAGCCCCGCCCCUCGCCCCACGCCAGCCAAUCGGCCGCCUUCUCCUGGGUGCGCCGGCCGCCACGCUCGCCGGUCUGCAGACAAGCCCCGCCCCCAGCGAGGCAGCAAGCGCGCGGCUCUGCACGCCCCAAACCCCGUCUACGACUUGGCGGCCCCGCCCACCUCCCCCACCCAUGGCCCCGCCCCCAGCCUGGCUUUCAGUACACUGCACUGAGCGCGCUCCAGAACAGUGGCGGUUUCCAGGGAGGGGCAACUCCCCGUGGAUCAUUGCAGUGCAUUGUGGGAAACUCAGCUGUCGGAGUAGAGGGGGGAGGGGCUUAGGAAAGGGGAGAAGCCUCCGAGCAAACUCUAUAGCUGGGGGCGGGGUCAGCUGCCUGAAAGUUUGGAAAAAGCACAAAAGACUAGAGGGGUUGUUUUUGCAAGAUUCCCCCCUUUUUUAGGCUGUGUACCGCCCGCGUGCGUCAUGCAAAGUAUUGAGCCAUAUUUUAUAGCGCCGUCAGGAGGCGCUAACUCACAGCAAUAACUGGGCUCACUGCUACACACCUGGGUGUGUGUGACCAUGGCAAUGUCACACCUGUUCGCCCUACUCAUGCAAAACUCCAGAGUAGUACUCCUGAGAGAGGAGCAGAGGGAGGUUUAAUUGGGGGAGGUGGGGGGGGGGAUGGCAGGACGUGUCUGUGUGACAUCCCAGUGCAUGUGUGACAUCAUAAGGGAGUGGCUCCUCAGCUGGGUCUCCUUUAAGCGGCCCAGGUUCAUACGCCCUCCCCCCCCCCCCCAGGAUCAUCUGGCCUGGUGAGCUGUGCUGGAGAGCCGUGGUACACUGCAGAACUGCAGAACCCAGGCUCAAGAUGCUGCUCUCUCCGGGUUCUGUAUGGUUCUUCCUGGAUCUGCUUGGUUCCACACGGUUCUGCGUGUCUCUGCACCCCCCUUGCUUAGUUUAGCCUUUUUAAGUGAAAAUAUUUCUAAUUUUUCUGUUUGCUUUGUACAUGUUUUGGCCUCACGGGUUUUAAAAACAUGCAUUUUUUAAAGGUCAGUGAAGAUGAUUCUUGAGGAAGACAGGCAGAGAAUAGAGAUGUGUACAAUUAUUUGUUUACAAUACAAACUUACAUUGCACACUCAGACCUGCUUUAGACCACGGUGUGAUUUAGACACGCCCACUGCACACUUUAGACACUCCCACUGCUCACUUUAGACACGCCCACUGCUCACUUUAGGCACGCCCAUUGUAUGCUUUAGACAUGCCCACUGUAUGCUUUAGACAUGCCCAUUGUAUGCUUUAGACACGCUCACUGCACACUUUAGACACGCCCACUGCACACUGUAGGCACGCCCACUGCACACACAAGACACGCCCACUGCACACAAGACACGCCCACAGCUCACUUUCGAUGCUGCUUGCAACAUAAUGGCAGGGUGCCAGUUACACAACACCAACCUCAUCGCUGCGUGUUCAGCUGGUCCUGCGUGUUCAGCUCAUUCAGCGUGUUCCGCUCGUUCUGUGUGUUCAGCUGGUCCAGUGUGUUCAGCUCAUCUGGUGUUCAGCUCAUCCUGUGCGUUCAGCUCAUUCAGCGUGUUCAGCUGGUCCUGCGUGUUCAGCUCAUCCGAUGUUCAGCUGGUGUGACGAGCUGAGAAGCCACUGAACCGCUCUCCUCUCCUGCGGGUUUCUCCUGUCUGAGUGAGACGGAUUCUCCUCUGUAGUUUGCCUCUGAACUUUGGGAAGACAGGAAGGGGAUUAAAAUACCUGGGUCAUCCCGUUUUAUCUUUUUAUACCUCUCAAGGGCUGAUAAUGUAAUCUCCAUGUAUAUGAUCCACACAAAGUACCUUCAAUAAAAAGAGCUUGAAGAGGAAA
This is a messenger RNA of Anguilla anguilla (European eel), 5117 nucleotides long. It is a transcript of the gene zdhhc18a, whose product is annotated as zinc finger DHHC-type palmitoyltransferase 18a. Bases 2100 to 3482 code for a protein of 460 amino acids. Gene Ontology annotation, cellular component: endoplasmic reticulum; Golgi apparatus. The transcript is spliced from 9 exons. Gene Ontology annotation, molecular function: protein-cysteine S-palmitoyltransferase activity. Gene Ontology annotation, biological process: protein targeting to membrane; peptidyl-L-cysteine S-palmitoylation. The record is from RefSeq and is a predicted model, not a curated record. NCBI's taxonomy places the organism in Eukaryota, Metazoa, Chordata, Actinopteri, Anguilliformes, Anguillidae.